Messenger RNA from Onychomys torridus (southern grasshopper mouse), 2363 nucleotides. RefSeq names its product methyl-CpG binding domain 4, DNA glycosylase (gene Mbd4). Gene Ontology annotation, molecular function: DNA binding; pyrimidine-specific mismatch base pair DNA N-glycosylase activity. Bases 272 to 1906 code for a protein of 544 amino acids. The record is from RefSeq and is a predicted model, not a curated record. NCBI's taxonomy places the organism in Eukaryota, Metazoa, Chordata, Mammalia, Rodentia, Cricetidae. The transcript has 8 exons. Gene Ontology annotation, biological process: DNA repair. Gene Ontology annotation, cellular component: nucleus.
GGACCGCUUAGCCCCCUCCAUCACCCUCAGAGAGAGCCUAGUUCCAGACCCGCCUGGGGACCUCUGGCAAGUUGAUAACCCCUCUCGAGCCUCAGUUUCACCAUCUGUAAAAUGGGAGCAGGGGAAUCGCUCUUGUGUGCGUCUUUCUAACCUUCAACCCAAGGCGACGGACACCUGGAAUUGUCGCCCCUGUGGGAACGACCUUGGGUGUGCGCGAUUCCUUGGCCGAAUUGACUGGGGAGCUUGGAGGACAAGGGAGGUUUUGUGAUUGAUGCAAGCAGUUAGCCUGGGUCGGAAGGGCCUAGGAAGAGGUGGGGGCAGAAGCAAGGAAGAUGUUACCGUCAGGCUGGGAAGAGUGGAAGACAGGAAGGAACUGGUGAUAGGCAGUGAGUGUAGCUCCCUUCUCCAAGAGCCGGCUGCUUCUGCUCAGCAUGGCAGUACUGUGGUAACAGAAUGCCGUGGGCCCGAAACGUGUGGAUGGGAAAGGGUUGUGAAGCAAAGGCUCGCUGGGAAAACUGCAGGAAGACAUGACGUAUACUUUAUCAGCCCACAAGGACUGAAGUUCAGGUCGAAGCGUUCACUUGCUAAUUAUCUUCUCAAAAAUGGAGAGACUUUUCUUAAGCCUGAAGAUUUUGACUUUACUGUACCAUCUAAAGGGGGCAUCAGGUCAGGUUAUAAAGACCAAAGCUUGGCAGCUCUGACUUCCCAGCAGCCAGAGGAAAGUGACAUUUCAAGCCGGAACCUCAGGACGCGAAGCAAGCGGAAAACAGAUGUGUUGCCUCCACCAAGUGGUAAUUCAGAGUCUCCAGGCAGCAGCAGCAGGCUGUCUCACUCUGGCCAUUUGAAAGACGAGGGCAUCCGUGAUGCUAACUCCGGAACGAGGAGAAAGCCCAAACGGAAGGCGGCUGCUUCCGAAGGAAUUGGAAGUGAGAAAACCAAACAAAGGUGUAGGAAGAGUCUCUCAGAUUCUGCUCGAAGUAACAGAAAAAAAGAAUCUGCGGUUCAGAAAGCAGAAGCUGAAAGUGAGCUGGUUCCACAGGAAUGUCAGCUCAACAGAACCCUCUACCCGGCCGAUGCCUGUGUAAACCAAGAGACUGUCAGCCAGGCUGAAGAGGAAAAGCCACCAAGUCCAGGAUCAGACCUUCAUUCCACCCAAGUAACUUCUGGCAUCACAGACAAACUGCAUUCAACGGAAGAUGCAGGUGAUGCGAAGCGCGAGCAGACUGUUUUAGAAUUGGAGGAAAUCAGAUCGAAGGGAGACCUAGACGGGGAGGCGCAUUUGCAUAUCGACGUUUUAGAGAGUAGCUCUGAAAUGCCCAGCUGCUCACAAGCCAAGAAACACUUUACUUCUGAGACGUUUCGAGAAGACAGCAUCCCACGAACUCAAGUAGAAAAAAGGAAAACAAGCCUGUAUUUUUCCAGCAAGUACAACAAAGAAGCUCUUAGCCCCCCAAGACGAAAAGCCUUCAAGAAAUGGACUCCUCCUCGGUCACCUUUUAACCUUGUUCAAGAAACACUUUUCCAUGAUCCGUGGAAGCUCCUCAUCGCGACCAUAUUUCUCAAUCGGACCUCAGGCAAGAUGGCUAUCCCUGUGCUUUGGGAGUUUCUAGAGAAGUACCCUUCAGCUGAGGUGGCCCGAACCGCCGACUGGAGGGAUGUGUCAGAACUUCUUAAGCCUCUUGGUCUCUACGAUCUCCGUGCAAAAACCAUCAUCAAGUUUUCAGAUGAAUACCUGACAAAGCAGUGGAGGUAUCCGAUUGAGCUUCAUGGGAUUGGUAAAUAUGGCAACGACUCCUACCGGAUCUUUUGUGUCAAUGAAUGGAAGCAGGUGCACCCGGAAGACCACAAGUUAAAUAAAUACCAUGACUGGCUUUGGGAAAAUCAUGAAAAAUUAAAUCUGUCUUAAAGCUGCCUGUUUGAAGUUUCCUAUACAUUGCUUUGUGCUUCCAUUUCCACGAGCCCUGUGGGAUACAGCAAGCUCCCUUCCCAGGCACGUGGAUCUUCUUCAGUCUGUUAGAAGUCAGUGUGUGUCUUAAGCCUUGCUACAAGUAGAUCCUUGUCACUGAGUGGUAUAGACAUAUUUUGAAUUUGAAAAAGUAAUUGUUGGGUAACAAUCCUAAAAGUGUGUUCAGUUUUUCCAGUGAUGAACAAUGCAUUGCUGCUCACAGCCAGUUGUCAGCACUCCUGCUGAGGAAAGGCUAAACGUGUAUUCUCUUCCUGUACGAAGUGAUAUUAGGGUGUACAGUUGUCAUUUGAAGAAAGAACCUGCCAUUCUUAUGGAUAUCGCAGCGUUACGGGCAUUUACCUCCUAAGAAAUGACCAAAUAAAAACUAAAUUGAGGGCUGGAGAGAUGGCUCAGCAGU